CCUCCCCUCGCAUCUUGAAGCUCCUUCGUGAACCGAACCAUCUCUUAAUUUCACCCUUCACUCAAUUGCCAAGAUCACAUCACAAUGGGCUCAAACCCAUUCAGAGCACUAUUCGGAACCAUCAAGAAGAAGCCCGCGAAAGCACCCGAUGGCCAGACCGACGCAGAAGCAGCUCCCGGGGGCAAGCCCGGAGAUGAGAAUCCAGUGAAGACAUCGAUUCUCCACGACCUCACCCACCUUGACCUCAAAGAAGCCGAAACGAUGGCCCAAGCUCUCACCACUAUCGUGUCCCAAAAGCCCAUGAACGACAAAGAGCUCCUCCUCGAAAAUGGUGUCUCAAUGCUCCAGUCACUUCCCCUCAACAGCGGGCUCAGCCAAACAAUCUCCAAUGACUUCAUCGCCAUGCUCUAUCGCGACCUUCCUCAUCCACCACCAACAAGAGCAGGCCAUCCAGCUAGAUAUCGCGAGAAUGAUGGAAGCGGCAACAAUCCCUGGACGCCUGGAAUGGGCAAAGCCGGCUCGCCCUACUCUCGCAGCGUUCCCCCUUCCAAACCCAAGGGUCCUAAUCUCCCAGAUCCCGAACUCGUCUACGAUCAACUCCUCAAACGCACCGGUCCAUUUCGCGAACAUCCAUCUGGUCUCAAUCGCUUGUUCUUUUCUUUCGCUACUAUAGUUAUCCAUGAAUGUUUUCAGACUUCAAGAUCGGAUCCGUGGAUUAAUGAGACAAGCAGUUAUGUCGACUUGAGCACGCUGUAUGGAAAUACGGGAAAGGAGCAGAAAAGAGUGCGGACUCAUCAUAAUGGGCUUAUAUUCCCGGAUUCGAUCGCGAGCGAGAGGAUUAUGAUGAUGCCUCCUGGUGUUGUGGCGGUAUUGCUUAUGUUCUCCAGAAAUCACAAUUCGAUCGCAAAGAAUUUGCUAGUGAUUAAUGAGAGCGGGAAGUAUGGAGCUUGGGAGAAAUUAACCGAUAAGGAGAAAACUUGGCAAGAUGAAGACAUUUUCCAGCUCGCUCGCAAUAUCAAUGUUGGUUUCUUUGCUUCGGUGGUCCUCCAUGACUACGUUGCGGCUAUUCUCAACACACCACGUGCCAACUCAACCUGGUCACUUGAUUUGGGGGCUGAAAUCAAGCAGCUUGGAGUACGAGUCGAUCGAGGACGUGGCAAUGUGGUAUCCGUUGAAUUUGCUGUCCUCUACCAUUGGCAUGCCGCUCUCAGUGCCGCUGAUGACAAAUGGAUGCAGUAUGUCUUGAAGGAUGCUGAACCUGGGCUCAAAUCCAUGGAUGAUGUGGACUUGGAUGUUUACAAGAGAGUAAUGUAUAAAGGUGGCCACGACCUCUUAGCUAAGAAGGCAAAGGAAUGGACAUUUGGAGGCUUGAAGCGAGGUCCAGAUGGGCGAUUCAGUGACUAUGAUCUUGCGGAGAUUAUUAAAGGAUGCAUUGAAGAGCCAGCUCAUGCUUUUGGAGCUCAUGGCACGCCCCAAAGUCUGAAGAUUGUGGAUAUCCUGGGCCAACUUCAAGCUCGGGAGUCUUUCAAUGUUUGUACCAUGAACGAGUUCCGUAGAUAUCUUAACCUGCAAGAAUAUAAGAGCUUCGAAGAAUGGAAUCCGGACAAAGAAACCGCCAGAGCCGCUGAACUUCUAUACGGCCAUAUUGAUAAUCUUGAACUGUACCCCGGCCUGAUGGCAGAAUGCACCAAGCCCGCCAUGCCCGGCAGCGGUGUCUGUCCAGGCCAAACCACUGGUCGAGGGAUCCUUGACGACGCAGUAGCUCUUGUCCGUGGUGACCGUUUUCUCAGCUACGAUUUCAACAGCAGCACCCUCACUAAUUGGGGGUUUGCGAAACUCUGUUCGAUUACGCCAGGAGCGUACGGCGGCGUGCUGCCCCAUCUCCUCUUUAAUGGUCUUCCAGCAGCCUGGACAGGAACCUCUCCAUAUGUCCUCCUCCCGUUCUAUACUCCGAAGGCAGCGAAUGGAAUCUUGGAGCAAAAUAAAGUCAUCAAUCUCUACGAUCUCGAGCGUCCCAAGAGCGACAUGGAAAUCAUCGGAAUCCACACCCACGAAGGCUGCAAGAAGGUCUUCGAAGACCGCGAGAAUUUUGUCGUGAUGUACCAGAAAGCCAUCAGAGACUGCACAAAUGGUCACGACUUCAUGAUCGGCUGGGACGAUCCAGCUCGCCACGAUCCUCGCUCCAGCCUCCUGCACAAAGUAUUCUUCGAGGCCGGGUUCGAGGAGAACGUCACUACGUUCUUCCGGUCCAACGUCUCGCGCUUGAUAUCUGAGCACUCGCUCAAAUAUUCAAAUAGCACCCGCCGAUCAAUUGACAUUGUGCGCGACGUCACCAAUGUGGUCCCGAUUCUCUGGCUUGCCCAACGCUUCGCAAUCCCACUCAAGGCUCGCGAAACACCCCAUGGCUUGAUCUCGAUCCCUGACCUAUUCAUGUCGUACUUGGUGCUCUUCAUGUACCAAUCCUUCAACAUCCUCCCUGCCAGCGAGUGGACUCUCCGCGACGGAGCACGCAAAGCCGCCAUUGGCUUACGGGAAAUAUUCGAUGCACACUUGAAGACGGCGUCAGGCAUCACUUCCGAAAUUGUGGACUGGCUCGCCGAGGGGACUGCUUUCGAAGUCUCUGCUCAGGCUAAGAGGCUUUACGAGGAGUUACUGAAAAGCAAGCUCCCGAUUGGGGAUCUGGUUGGAGAUUGCAUCGGAAUGGGUGCUCCUGUCGCGGGCAACAUCACGCAGCAAGCUUCCCUACUCAUCGACUUAUAUCUCUCAGCUGGAUAUGAAGAGUACAAAGAUCGUAUCAUCGAGCUCUCGAAACUUGAUACUCCUGAAGCGGAGCGCGAACUUCAAGGUUUUGUCUUUGAGGGUAUGCGUCACGCGGGCGCUGUUCCUGGUCUGCCUCGUAUCGCAACGAAAGACAUCACCGUUGAAGAUGGCGCUCAUGGCCCGGUUUCGAUUAAGAAAGGCCACACAGUGCUCAUCGCAACGUCUGUUGCCGCCAUGGACCCGAAGCAGUUUCCCAACCCAGAGAAACUCGAUCCUCAUCGUCCGUUUGAGGAUUACAUCUUGCUUGGGCAUGGACUGCAUUACUGCUUCGGUGCAAGGCUGAUUGGGUCGUCAUUGGCUGCAACGUUGCGGGAGGUGUUCAAGCUGAAGAAUGUGCAGAGGGGCAAGGGGGGAGGAGGGAGUUUCAUGAGGGUUGAGGAGGAGUUUGCGGGGGUUAGGUUCACGAAGUAUUUGGAUGCUAAUGCGGCAGAGAGUCCGAUUCCUACGACAUUGACGAUUGAGUAUGAGGAGUGAUCUGGAAGGGAGAUGGACUUGGGUGAAGGGAAGAGAUUGUGGAGGGUUAGGCGUUUGAUGGCAUAAUCUUUGACGGGAAAAUGAAUUGUAUGAACUCUCUAUGCUUGGCAAUGGUUUCUUCGUUCGUUAAUUUCUAGAUGGAUUAAUAAAUCCGUGGACUUCUCG
Molecule: messenger RNA, 3459 nt
Organism: Hyaloscypha bicolor E
Lineage: Eukaryota; Fungi; Ascomycota; Leotiomycetes; Helotiales; Hyaloscyphaceae
Product: linoleate diol synthase
Exons: 3
Coding region: 85-3294 (1069 amino acids)
Biological process (GO): response to oxidative stress
Molecular function (GO): monooxygenase activity; iron ion binding; oxidoreductase activity, acting on paired donors, with incorporation or reduction of molecular oxygen
Source: RefSeq, a predicted model, not a curated record